CUUAAUAGUGCACCGCGUCCAAAAAGAUACUCGCUUCUUUCGAAUUUGAUUUCGUGUUGGCGCUCGCGGCACCCCGCGAAGCAUUGGCGAGAUAGCAAGGCUUUCUGCGAGGGCGAUUGAAGUUGUAUGCUUCAACUAGAGCCAUGAGAAAGAAGGAGCUCAAGCAACUUAAGCUCGCUGUUCCCAAGCAGGAGACGCCCAUUACCAAUUUCCUGACUGCAAGUGGCACGUUUCAGGAUGGUGAUCUUCUUUUAAAUAGGCAAGGAUUACGAUUCAUUUCACAUGAUAAGGAAAAUAGUCCAUCUUAUACUCAUCCAGAGGAUACUCAGUUCAACUUGGCUGAUCUAGAAACCAUGAAAGUAAUUGGCAAAGGAAGUGGAGGUGUUGUUCAAUUAGUUCGACAUAAAUGGACAAACAAAUUGUUUGCUUUGAAGGUUAUUCAGAUGAACAUUCAGGAGCCAGUACGUAAGCAAAUUGUGCAAGAGCUGAAAAUAAAUCAAGCAUCACAAUGUCAAAAUAUUGUGGUGUGUUAUGAUGCUUUCUACAACAAUGGUUUUAUAUCGCUAGUUUUGGAGUACAUGGAUUGUGGCUCUCUUGCAGAUGUCCUUAAACAAUUGAAAACUAUUCUUGAACCCUAUCUUGCAGUUGUUUGUAAGCAGGUUCUGAAAGGUUUGGUCUAUUUACACCAUGAACGACAUAUAAUUCACAGGGAUAUUAAACCUUCGAAUCUUUUAGUAAAUCACAAAGGUGAAGUAAAGAUCACAGACUUUGGUGUUAGUGCAAUGCUAGCAAACUCUAUGGGGCAACGUGAUACCUUUGUUGGUACCUAUAAUUAUAUGUCGCCAGAGCGUAUAAGUGGGAGUGCAUAUGGAUAUAGCAGUGAUAUCUGGAGUUUGGGACUGGUAAUACUAGAGUUGGCAAUUGGUCGUUUUCCCUACUUACCCCUUGAGAAAGAGGAAGGUUGGUUGAACUUCUAUGAACUUUUGGAGACAAUUGUUGGGCAACCACCACCUUGUGCACCACCAGAUCAAUUUUCACCAGAGUUCUGCUCAUUUGUUUCAGCUUGUAUUCAAAAAGACCCCAAGGACAGAAUGUCAUCUUUGGAUCUCUUGAGUCAUCCAUUCAUCAAGAAAUUUGAGGACAGGGACAUUGAUCUUGCCAUUUUGAUCCGUAGUUUAGAUCCUCCUAUGUAAUUUCUUUUUGCAUCAUGAGAAAAUGAUUCACGCAAUGAAUUAUAUUUUCCUAAUCCAGGAUUAUUUGGAAAUGUAUUGAAGUCACCAUAAUAAGUAGCAUCUUGUCACGUAAGUGUUGUAAGAGGACAAGACUACCAAAUGACCACUUGGAAGAAAUGUCAUAUUUUCUGAAAUGAUAUGCCUUCACUUUGUAAAUUUGAGUUGCUCUCUGUCAUCUAUUAUGUGGCUUUAAAAGACAUUUGGGGGUAAAAUGGGCAUUAUUUUUCUUUGGAGGAAAAACUUGAAAAAUCAUGCUGGGUUGAACCAUCUGAUAUAUAUUUGAAGGGUAUUUCUGCAGUGCCUAUGUGGCUUCUACAAUAGACAGAGCACUCAAAGGAUAUCGGAGUAGGAAGUAAUAGAAGCACUGAAUUUUGACCUUGCAUAGAUCUGGAGCACAAGGUUGGCCUUUCAGAUGGUUAAAGUUAGAUAAUUUUUGUGUAGAAUCUUUGUUAUGUUGGGAAGGGUGGGAUGGGAGGUGGGGACAAUAGAGCCAGUGGUCUUGAAUAUAAAUUUUGGCUUUCAUAUGGUUAAAGUGAGGUGACCAAUGUAUAGAAGCUUAAACUUUAAGAGGGAUGAUGAGAUGGAUGCUCAUGUUCCAUAUUUUGUUACCUAACCCAUCUCAGACACAAGCACACGGUUCAAAUGUAACACAAACUUGUUAUAUUUUCACCUCCCUUUUUUGUCUCUGCUUGUCAACUGCCAUGCCAAUUGGAUUAUUUAAAAUAACAGGUUUUUGAGUAAGUUUUCAGCUCCUUGAAAGCA
Molecule: messenger RNA, 1994 nt
Organism: Cryptomeria japonica (Japanese cedar)
Lineage: Eukaryota; Viridiplantae; Streptophyta; Pinopsida; Cupressales; Cupressaceae
Product: mitogen-activated protein kinase kinase 1
Exons: 8
Coding region: 144-1193 (349 amino acids)
Biological process (GO): protein phosphorylation
Cellular component (GO): cytoplasm
Molecular function (GO): ATP binding; protein serine/threonine kinase activity
Source: RefSeq, a predicted model, not a curated record